UCUUCUCCUCUCUCUUCUCUCUCUAAUUCCCUCUUUGUUUCAUUUGCUUGAUGUGAUUCUAUUCAAGAGAGGCCGAAAGAGAAACGGAAUCUGAUUUCGGAGCUCACAAAUUCACUGGAGAAACUCGAAAUCUCAGGUACUUUGGCUGUGAUUUUAUCUCCGAAUCUCAGAUUUCUGGUCUCUCUCAAUCCAAUUGUGGCGUCAAUCUGGUGAAGUCAUAGUUAAUUUCGUGAAUCUUCCACCAUUUCUGGAUAAUAUUAGGGUUCUUAUUAGCAGGGUUUUUAGGGAUUUUGUUCUGGGUAAACUCCAAUUUCUAAGGAUAUGGUGAGAAUCGAGAAAGUAGAAUCGUUCUAUGCUAGACUUCGUGAAUCAGCUACUUCGCCGUCUUCUCAGAAUCCACUUAUGAUAUUCCCUUCAUCGUCUGAUGUCGAUUCAAUCUGUGCGCUCAAGGUCAUAACUCACAUCCUCGAAUCAGAUUCGAUUCAAUACUCGUGUUUCCCUGUAUCGUCUUUCUCGGAUAUCCAAAAAUCCACGAACGGGUCGCUGUGUUCUUCGUCGGAGAGUCCUGUGACUAUACUGUUGAUCAACUGGGGUUGUCACCGUGAUUUGAAGGUUGUGCUUAAGCUAGGUCCUGCGGCUCGUGUCUUUGUGGUGGAUAGUCACCGACCUAUUCAUUUGCAUAACCUGAGUGAACAGAAUGAGCAGGUUAUUGUUCUUCACACCGAUGAUGAUGAGAGGCAAGCAGAUCUGGCUUACGAUUUUGAUGUGUUGAAAUUAGCGAACGAGAGCUUUCAGCUACAUGUAGAAAGAGAAGAAUCUGAUGUCGAAAGUGAUGAAGAAGAAGAAGAUGAGGAGGAAGAGGAGGAUGAGGAGGAAGAAGAGAGUGAUGGUGAUAGGCCAAGUAAGAGGAGAAAAAUGGGAGAUGGUGUGAAGGUUUUUAAGAAGCUAAAGAGGGAUUAUUACAGGAUGGGGACUUUCCAUGGGAAGCCAUCUGGAUGCUUGCUGUUUGAGCUAUCACACAUGUUGAGGAAGAACACGAACGAGUUGCUUUGGCUGGCUUGUGUUUCUUUAACCGAUCAGUUUGUUCACGAGAGGUUGACUGAUGAGAGAUACCAAGCUGCGGUGAUGGAGCUUGAGCAACACAUCAACAGCUCGGGGAACAUAGACAAGCUCACUUCUGUUACUCUGAAAGACGGUACCAAGGUUAGAGCACCAGACUGCUCAAGGAUCUCUUACGAAGAAGAGCCUAGGCUUAUGCUUCUGAGGGAGUGGACGUUGUUUGACUCUAUGCUUUGUUCCUCGUACAUCGCAAUUAAAUUGAAGACAUGGAGUGACAACGGGAUCAAGAAACUCAAGCUUCUUCUAGCACGUAUGGGAUUUGCGCUUAUCGAGUGCCAGCAGAAGUUUCCUUACAUGAGCCACGAGGUGAAAAGAAAAAUGAAGCAAGAGUUUGAUCGGUUUUUGCCAGAGUACGGUCUAAACGAUUUCUACUACAGGAGUUUCUUGCGGCUUCAUGGAUACAGCUCAAGAGUCUCUGCUGCAGAUGUUGUGUACGGUAUCACAGCACUUCUUGAAUCGUUUCUCGGGUCUGGAGGCUCCUCUGCUUCGAAACAGUUUGGUGAAGCUUAUGAUGCUCUGUCUUUGAACAACUUGGAUAAGCUUCGAUCCGGGAUGCAACAAGCAAUCAAGGUUCAACGAGCGAUUCUUAGACAAGGAAGUGCAGCGAUCACCAAAACCGGAUGCAUACGAAGUGGAAGGAAAUUCAGAUGGGUGAAGAUUGAGGAUUCCAUUGAUGCUAAGUAUUUGGGGUAUCCUCAGGCGUUGACGAAGUUCUGCUACUUUCUAAUGGACGCUUUGAGAGAGAAAGGAGCUAGGAUGAAACCGAUGUUAUGCGCUUGCGUGUCUCAAGAACCAGGGAAGAUACUUGUGGUCGGAGUUUGUGGGAAGCCGAGGCUCGGUGCGGUAAGAGGCAAUGCCUUUGGUAAUGCUUUCAGAAAAGCAGCUCAAGAAAGUAGAGCUGAUUACUUUCACGAGCUAUUUGAGUCUUCAUGGAUCGUCUUAGAUGCUUCUGCGGUUAACUCUUUCAUGAUUAGAUUAACUGAGAAGCUCUGACAUAGAACUCGGUAAAUCUUUUUUUCUUAUUCGAUUCAGUGUGUUUAUUUUCUAGUUCUCAAAUUUUAUCUCACAUUGUUUGCAUCUUUACGAGCAGAAUCUGUUAUCAACCUUGUAACUUGUUUUACUUAAUCAAAUAACCAUAGUGUUAUGUUAAAAUGAU
Molecule: messenger RNA, 2275 nt
Organism: Eutrema salsugineum
Lineage: Eukaryota; Viridiplantae; Streptophyta; Magnoliopsida; Brassicales; Brassicaceae
Product: cell division control protein 45 homolog
Exons: 1
Coding region: 322-2112 (596 amino acids)
Biological process (GO): DNA replication initiation; double-strand break repair via break-induced replication; mitotic DNA replication preinitiation complex assembly
Cellular component (GO): DNA replication preinitiation complex
Molecular function (GO): single-stranded DNA binding; chromatin binding; DNA replication origin binding
Source: RefSeq, a predicted model, not a curated record